Molecule: messenger RNA, 2146 nt
Organism: Arabidopsis arenosa
Lineage: Eukaryota; Viridiplantae; Streptophyta; Magnoliopsida; Brassicales; Brassicaceae
Source: the annotation of a GenBank genome assembly
CAAAAGUCGGAUUCGCCGAUCUAGAAGACGACGACGACGACCAAACACUCCGAUCAACGGUCCUCCGAUUCUCUCUCUCUCUCUCUGAAGAGUGACUGCUUUCGUCGUGACCUGAGAAAUGUCGCAGCAAAUCAGCGGUAAUAAUAUCCCGCUGAGUGAAGUUUACUGGUCUCUCGUUAACAAAGCCGAUAAGAAAUUCUCGAAGAUCAGUGACUUGCCCUUCUAUGAACGCACCAGGUAUGAAAACUAUUUCUUCAAGGUAUUCAAAGUAUACACACAGUUAUGGAAGUUUCAGCAAGAGAAUAGGCAGAAGCUUGUUGAAGCUGGACUUAAGAGAUGGGAGAUUGGAGAGAUCGCAUCUCGAAUUGCACAGCUUUACUAUGGACAUUAUAUGCGGACAAGUGAUGCCGGUUACUUAUCCGAGUCUUAUGUAUUCUACGAAGCAAUACUCACUAGGGAGUACUUCAAAGAAGGAUUGUUUCAGGAUCUUAAUAUUGCAAACAAACAGCUACGGUUUCUUGCAAGGUUUCUUAUGGUGUGUUUGGUCCUUGGCCGUCGUGAGAUGGUGCAUCAACUUGUUGAUCAGUUUAAACGGUUGAUAGAUGAAUGCAAGAGGACAUUCCAGGAAACCGAUUUUAAAGAAUGGAAGGUUGUGGCGCAGGACAUAGUUAGAUUUCUGAAAUCUGACACUGCAUUUAUGAACACUAGACCUCUAAGAUACAGUCUUGUUCUGGAUCCUAAUCUGGAUGCUGGUACACCGCGUGCUAGUAGAUCUUUAAGGUUGACGGAUGCAAUCUUGAGCAGCUAUUAUUACAACGAGGUCAAGUAUUCGGAGCUCACGCUCGAUUCUUUUAGGAUGCUUCAAUGCUUAGAGUGGGAACCGAGUGGUUCACUAUAUCAAUCAACUGGUGCUAAAAUGGGUCUGAAUGCUCCCGUUGGAGUUGCUCGUAUUAACUCCCAGAGCAUGAAUGAUCCUACUUUGCCACCUAACCCUCGCAAAGCUGUCCUUUAUCGUCCAUCCAUAACACAUUUUUUGGCUGUUUUGGCCACUAUUUGUGAGGAGCUUCCUUCUCAUGGGAUUCUUUUAUUAUAUCUGUCUGCUUCUGGCAAGAAUGGACAGAUUUCAACAUCUCCUUUGAGUGCUAGAAGUGCAACCAAUGUUGAGGAGAAUAUCUUAAGAGACUUUGAAUCUCACACAAUCAAACAAGAGGGAGACCCAUCACUUCAAAUUACCCCAUCUGGUCAGUCUUUGAAGCAAAUCAGUGAGGACGCAGCCAGUACCCCAUGUGGUCUGUCUUUUGGCAGUCAUGGGCUCACAGGAUCAAGCUACAUCUAUCCCUCUGAUUUAGUUCCAUUUACAAGGAAACCUCUUUUCAUAAUCAUUGACAGUGAUAGCAGCACAGUUUUUAAGAAUAUUUGUGGAGCGGAGAAAGGAGAACCAGCAGCAUUGCUUCUGUCUCCAUCACAUACUCCUCCGCUUAUCUCUGCUGAUUUCUCUCGUCAACCUAGUGGUAGCCUUUUCACCAUUUUUCUCACGUCACCAGUCCAAGCGUUUUGCUUGUUAAGUGGGAUUUCCGCCUCUGAUAUGGAAACGGAUAUCUUUACUAAGGCCGAGAAGCUUCUUUCUUCGUUUAUGAACGAAUGGGCUUCGACAUUGGCGACAUCAGAUACCCUUCACCCAGUUUGGUCACAGAUACUAAAAGAUCCCUUCUUGAGACGACUACUCCUAAGAUUCAUAUUCUGCCGGGCUGUCUUGGCACUGUACACUCCAGUCUUCAAUAACAAACAAAAUCAGCCAGAGUGCUUUCCUUCUCUCCCGGAAUCGUUAGUACCAACUGCUCCUGCUGUUCAAUCCGCUGUGCUUCUGAUGGCCAAUGUAUUUGGUGCUACAAGUAAAUUUACUCUACCUCAAGAUAUCACAAUGCUCGAAAGCUUCUAAGAAGCUACCUCUGCGACGAUAAGAGCUUCGGUCUGAAAAUAUUCUUUUGCAAAUUGGGAAUCUCGAUUUGGUUUCCCUUUAGGGUAAACUAUGAUUUUAGAUUUGGAGAAUGCUUCUUCCAUGUCAUUGGAGCAUUAUGACCGAACAUCUUUUGAGAUUUAUGGUUCGAGAACAUUUUGGUGUGCGAAAUUAACAAAGUGUUUGAUG